Angiostrongylus costaricensis is the source of this 534-nucleotide messenger RNA. NCBI's taxonomy places the organism in Eukaryota, Metazoa, Nematoda, Chromadorea, Rhabditida, Metastrongylidae. The record is from the annotation of a GenBank genome assembly.
ACGUUUGUAAUUUGUAGGAUCGAAGCUGAAGAAGCAGAACGAAAUCGUUGCGAAGAAGAGAAGAUCGUGCGUGAAAGAGAAGCACAAAUUCGAAGAAAAGAAGAAGAACAACGAAGACAUUUGGAGGCGGAGUAUUUAAGGGAGCAAGAACGAGUUAGGAAAGUUCUGGAAGAGGCUUUGGAACGAGCCAAACAUGAAGCCGAAAUCACUAGGAAAGCCAAAGUUUAUAAGCAUGUUCUCGAAGCAGCUGACAAAACUCCUGAAUUGGAAAGGCGUCUACUUGGUGUUGAUCCUGAGACAGGAGAUAGGAUUCUUCAAGAGGUUCAGUUCGUUCUUAGCGCUCGUUCACAGUCGCGACAGACAAUUUCUGAAGCAGAAAUGAUGUCAGUGGCGGGAAACGACGGAGGAAAGACAUCGCCGAGAAGAAAACAAAUUGCAUCUGCACAUCAGUUCGUCUUAGCCGAUGAUCACCCCAUUAGGCGUGCCAAUGAAUUCUCAGGUUAUCAGAAAGCUUCAUGUUUCGUUGAGAAUUAA